Phaedon cochleariae (mustard beetle) is the source of this 1536-nucleotide messenger RNA. The record is from the annotation of a GenBank genome assembly. Lineage: Eukaryota; Metazoa; Arthropoda; Insecta; Coleoptera; Chrysomelidae.
AUGGAAAAUCCAUCUAAAUACUAUUCCCAACAAAAGGAACCAAUCAACAAUGAGAAACCCUAUGUAUGUGGAGUUUGUAACAGAAGAUUCGCUGUAAAAUAUAAACUGAACGAUCACAAACGGUUGCAUACUGGUGAAAAUACUUUCGAGUGUGAGAUUUGCAAAAAUAAGUUUAGUACGAAAGGGAACUUGAUCAAGCACAAAAAGUUGCAUACUGGGGAAAAACCUUUUGAGUGUGAGAUUUGCAAAAAAAAGUUUACGAGGAAAGGGAAUUUGAACGAUCACGAAAAGUUGCACACUGGUGAAAAGCCUCACGAGUGUGACAUUUGCGAAAGGAAAUUUACGACAAAACAGAACUUGAACGAGCAUAAAAAAACUCACACUGGUGAAAAACGUCACAAGUGUGAAAUUUGCAAUAAAAAAUUUACGAAGAAAUGGUACUUUAACGAGCACAAAAAGUCGCAUACUGGUGAAAAGCCUCAUGAGUGUGAAAUUUGCAAAAAGAAGUUCACGAUGAAAGCCAGAUUGAAGGAACACAAAAACUUGCAUAAUGGUGAAAAGCCUCACGAGUGUGACAUUUGCGAAAAGAAAUUUACGACAAAAUCGCACUUGAACGAGCAUAAAAAGUUGCACACUGGGGAAAAACGUCACGAGUGUGAAAUUUGCAAAAAAAAGUUUACGAAGAAAUGGAACCUCAACGAGCACAAAAACUUGCAUACUGGUGAUAUGCCUCACGAGUGUAAAAUUUGCAGAAAAAAAAUUAAGUUUUUAGUGAACUUGAACAAGCACAAAACGUUGCACACUGGUAGAAAUUUGCACAUUCGUGAUAGUCCUCACGAGUGUGAAAUUUGCACAAAGAAGUUUACGAAAAAAUGGUACCUCAACGAGCACAAAAACUUACAUAGUGAAAAGCAUCUCGAGUGUGAAUUUUGCAAAAAGAAGUUCACAACGAGAGGGAACAUGAACAGGCACAAAAAGUCGCAUACUGGUGAAACUCACGAGUGUGAAAUUUGCAGAAAGAAGUUUACAUUGAAAAUGAAUUUGAACAAGCACAAAAAGGUGCAUACUGGGGAGAAACCCUUUGAGUGUGAAAUUUGCCACCAAAGGUUUACCACAAAACAGUCAUCGAACAAUCACAAGAUUCUGCAUACUGGUGUAAAGCCUUUCGAAUGCGAAACUUGUAACAAAAAGUUUACCUCGAAAAAAGACUUGAAUUGGCACAAAAAGGUACAUACUGGUGAAAAACCUUCAUUUCGAUGUGAAAUUUGCCCCAGUAAGUUUUUCUUGGAAAAAAACUUCGCUCAGCACAACCUUCUGCAUCACAAGAUUCUGCACGACGAUGAAAAACCUUUGGAGUGCGAUAUAUUCUAUGAACAAUGUUCCAAUGAAGAGGAUUCGUGUUUGCCCAUCGAUUCUCAAGUGAAAAGUGAAUUUGACAGUGUUGCUGUCGAACAGGAAUUCAAGAUCGAAUUCGAACAUAAUGAUCUACAAGCAGACAAUCCAGAAUACGUGGAAAUAAAACAAGAAUAUAAUUGA